Cydia strobilella is the source of this 1982-nucleotide messenger RNA. RefSeq names its product phenoloxidase-activating enzyme 1-like. Gene Ontology annotation, biological process: proteolysis. The transcript is spliced from 7 exons. NCBI's taxonomy places the organism in Eukaryota, Metazoa, Arthropoda, Insecta, Lepidoptera, Tortricidae. Gene Ontology annotation, molecular function: serine-type endopeptidase activity. The coding region runs from base 136 to 1275 and encodes 379 amino acids. The record is from RefSeq and is a predicted model, not a curated record.
AGUCAGCGUCAGAGACCAGUGUGGCAAGCGCUGCCAAGUAACUUGCCGCGCUCGGCAUAAGCUUACUUGACUUAACGUCUUAACUACUUAAACAAACGAAUACUCCUUCGUGAAAUUAUUGUUUUAGUUUAAAAAAUGAAGUUAGUAGUGUGUUUUGCCUUGCUAUGGAAUUACGCACAUUCGUCCUGCCGUACGCCACUAGGAGUUGAAAGCGAGUGCGUGUCUUUAUACAACUGUCAGCCACUAUUGUCAGCCUUCGAGCAACGUCCGCUGCCCGGGAACGUGGUCAGCUUCCUGAGGCAGUCUUCAUGUGGGUUCGAUGGUUACGAGCCCAAAGUGUGCUGCGGGCCUUUGCCUUCUCAGCAGCAGCAACCGGCUCAACCUACGCAAAGACCUAGACCAACGCGCCCACCCAGUUCCAACAACGGUCAGGCUCCUGUAGAGGAUGAGGAUUCAUCUCCUUCUCCCAGCGGCGAAUGCGGCGUUGACACCAAUGGAGACCGAAUCUAUGGCGGCCAGUUCACCGACCUUGAUGAGUUCCCAUGGAUGGCUUUAUUGGGGUACAGAACCCCUAACAGAACUAUAACGUACCAAUGCGGCGGAGUCCUGAUCAACCAUCGGUACGUGUUGACCGCGGCACAUUGCGUCACUGGCGCCAUCAACCGCGAAGUAGGCACGCUUGCCACCAUUCGGCUUGGCGAGUAUGACACUGAGAGCGACGUGGACUGCGUGGACAACUCGUGCGCAGAUCCACCGCAGGAGAUACCGGUGCAAGCCGGCCUUCCGCACCCCGGCUACCACGACAAGAACAAGAACAGGGCGGACGAUAUCGCUCUAGUUCGGCUGGCUCAACGGGCUAAAUAUACUUAUUACGUGCAGCCCAUCUGCCUGCCGGACGGCCGGACGCGGUUGGCGGUGGGCAAUGACGUUUACGUCGCCGGCUGGGGAAAAACCUUAAACGGACGCAACAGCCCAAUCAAGCUGAAACUGAAGCUACCCAUUUUCGAAAAGAAAAAUUGUAUUCAAAAGUACCGCACAUUGGGUGCCGAGCUCGGAGACAAGCAAAUUUGUGCUGGAGGGGUGUUCUCCGAAGACGCGUGCCGAGGUGACUCCGGAGGCCCUCUUAUGAGAGCCAAGAGCAAGGGAGUGUAUGAGUCCGUCGCCGUAGUGUCCUUCGGUUAUGGCUGCGGCAGGGACGGGUGGCCCGGAGUCUACACUUCUGUGGCAAGUUACAUAGACUGGAUUCGUUCUACGAUGCGAGAAAAUAAUGCUUAGAUGACGUAUGAUUGUUAAAAUAUGUAAAUUGUAAAUUUUGGAAAUGCAGUCAGUAUGACUUCAAUUAACUAUACGUAUACGUACCUAUUGAAUGUACGAACUGUGUUCGUUUGAGUGUGAAUGACGAACGUUUACGCAUUAAUCUCAAAUUGUGAUAAUAUUUAGUGAAUCUUAAAUAAUUUGACUAUUAAGAAUCAAUUGCAAUUUGGUAAAUUUAAAAUAGUUUUCAUAGAUCGAAGAUAGGUACUUUUCUAAAUAUCAAUACAUGAUACACCUGACUGGCUUCUUGUUUUGGUUUUUAGUAAUAAGAACCAUAAUUAACUUACGCAAUCAGACAAUAUGAAUAAAAAUAAAUCGUUGUUUAAAAUAUAUGACGUAAAAUUAGGUAUUCUUCAAAUUUAUUGAUAUGCCUCUAGUAGAUGUUAUAGAUGUUUAAGUACCUACUUUAUGAUUUAUGUAAUAUAUAUUAUUAUACUUAAGAUUAUACUCCAAGACAUACAUUUAUUUAGCGGUUUAGUGCAUGCAACCCCGACUCGGGAUUGCAAAUUCGAGAUCCCGCGGGAUUAGAAAUAUCAAUCCCGCGGGAUCCCGGAAUUUUCGGAAUCCCGAGUAGAUUAAAAAAAAAGUAAAAUUCGAUUGAAUUAAAACGAUAAUAACGGCAUGUUUGUGAUGGUGACGGUAGAUAAAAUAUUAAUAGACAGAAAUAA